GGCUCCCUGCAGUGAGGGAGGAGCUGUUUCUCCACGGGAAGUGAAGCAGGCGUUCAGUGUUAAUGAAGCUCAUGUCAACUAUUGGCCCAGAGGCGACGGAGAGAGUGAAGUUAUCAUUUAUCCCCUUAUCUAAAGUCUAAAACGGUCACUUUGUAAAACUUUUUUUUAGUUUUACCAGCGGGACUCAGUGCGCAGCAGCAACGCCCCGGGGCUGAAAUUAAACUCUCACGAUGUCGGAUGCAGAGUAUGAUUACCUCAUAAAGUUCCUAGCCCUCGGUGACUCUGGAGUGGGGAAAACUAGCUUCCUCUACCAAUACACAGACUGCAAGUUCAACUCCAAGUUCAUCACCACAGUGGGAAUAGACUUCAGAGAAAAAAGAGUGGUUUACAAAUCAACAAAUCCAGAUGGAUCUCCAGGUCGAGGACAGAAGAUCCACAUGCAGCUGUGGGACACUGCGGGACAGGAGAGGUUUCGGAGUUUGACGACGGCGUUCUUUAGAGAUGCAAUGGGUUUCCUCCUCCUGUUUGACCUCACAAAUGAACAAAGUUUCCUCAACGUCAGAAACUGGAUGAGUCAGUUACAGAUUCACGCAUACUGCGAAAAUCCAGACAUUGUUUUGUGUGGCAACAAAUGUGACUUGUCGGAUCAGAGAGCAGUCCGUGAGGAAGAGGCCCGUGAGCUGGCGGAGAAGUACGGAAUCCCUUACUUUGAGACAAGUGCUUCAAAUGGGCUUAACGUGAACAUGGCCGUGGACGUCCUGCUGGAUCUCAUCAUGAAGAGAAUGGAACGAUGUGUUGACAAGUCCUGGAUCCCUGAUGGGACCGUCAGAGCUAACGGACCCAGCAACCCAGACCUCUCAGAGGCCUCUGAUAAGAGCAAAUGUGCAUGUUAGACUCAAUUAUGAACGUUACAUGUCUGUGUCCAUAAUACUGUUAAAAAAAUAGGACGAUAUCCAAGUUAAACAGUUGAAGUAUACAUAUGCAUAUUGUAAAAUAUUUAAGGUGAAACAAUAUUUAUCUUUAUUGCCCCACAGAGUAGUGCUUUGCUAUAUAUAAAGUACAGAAGUGUAUUAGGUCCAGGCAUGAGAGCAAAUACAUUAGAGGAAGAUAUUGAUUUGUUGUAUUUAGGAAAAAUGUUGUGAAUUCAAUUGAAAUGUCAGGAAAAAGUCAAAAAGUUAGUCUCAUAUGAAUCCUACAUUUUAACUUUAUUCUCAACAUUUUGCCUUUAUUCAUGAAAUGCUAAAUAGAUUAAAUAAAAUAUCUUAUUCCCAAGCCUGCCCAUAAUACACCUCCAUAGAAAAGUGCUUUUUGAAUGUGGGCGUUUAAUUUGAAUUCAUUUAACAUGGUAUUUUCAAAAAACAUAUAUUAAUAUUGGAGCGUGGGAUAUUUAUUUCUAAUGAUGUCCAGCUGGAAAUGUCAUCAUUUGGAUGCUGAUCGUGUUUUCAGGUAUAAGCUUUGUGCUUCAAGUUGCAUCAAAGUGAGCUGCCCUGCCAAAUGUGCUAUAAGAAUACUUCUAACACUCUUCACUUGCUGUAAGAUAAGCGUAGAUUCACACUGCGAUUAAGAAAGGAGUCACUUUGUACAGUCGGAUGAAUGUUGACUGAUACCUGCAGUCACGGUGUAUUGGGAUUUGCUAUGGAUAUACUUUUAGGAAGCUUAUUGAUGUUGUGCUUAGUGUCCUUCUGAAGAAUGCAAGAUUGCCCUGCAACAGCCAGUAAACACGUUGCUCACAUUGUCCGACUGAAAUUAACUAGAAGGGCAAUUAACACUUGUUUAUUUUUUCCUAAAUCAACGUUUCUGCUUGUUUUUCUGAAAACCUUGAUAAUAGAAUACAGUUUGUCUUCGUCAUCAACACUUCAUUAUAAUCAGCAACUGGUUCUGCCAAUGAUUGCACAAAUUAAGUCUCAGUAUAAAUAUAAAAUUGUGGAAAAAGUUAAACAAAUAAUCUAAUAGUUUAAUAUAUUUGAAAGUAAGACAUUUCAAUGACAUUUUUUGCUGUAGCUUUUGUGAACAUGCAAGUAACAUGCAAAACAUUAUUUUUCAAUAUUCACCUGUAAGGAUUUCUGUAGUUUUAGAGUAUUCUGGAUUUUGCUCAGCCGAGAUCCUAGAUACUGCUAUGCCAAGGCCCCGGAUGAUAACAUGUGGAUAACGAGAAUAUAUCACCUGAAAACGAAGACCACCUUUGCUAGUCUCAGGAUUCUCCUAGCAGAUGCUAUGUUUUUAAAGAGUGGGACAACUGUUUAGGCAGCCAUCUACUAAUUACACAUAUGCGGCAUGCAUCAGGAUUAUUAUGUAUUCAAGUUCUGAUUGCAAUGAAAAGAGCUGCUACACACCCAAGGAUGAAUGAUCUUACCCUCAGUAUAUUUUUGGAUGUAGGCCUACUGAGGGUUAAAUAAUUAGAGAAAUAAAAGAGAAAUCUUUAAAGAACCUGCUUAGCCUUGGUUUUGUAUUGGCAAGUUUGAUAAGAUUAGCAAUAAGAUGGGUUCCUCAUUUCAGUUUACUUAUAUGGUGUUGAUUUUUAAAUCCUUAUGCUUACCCCUUCAGAUCCUUUAAAGUUUCAUAGAUUUAUAAUACGACUGAUAUUUAAUUAAGAGUAUCUAAACUUAGUAAAACACUGAAAUGGUAUUGUGAAAUGUAUUCUUUUGUUUUACACACACAUGGACAUUAUUUUUAUUAAUUGUAAAGGGUAAAAGUGGUGUUUUAGUUAAGACACACAAACAGCUAUAGUUGAAUUUGAUUAUAAUAUGAGUACGACUAUGCUGAUUAAUUUCAUAUUUUAAAGUGUGCCAUACUUAUUCAUAUGCAAAAUGUAUAUCAUGUGUGAAAUAAACAGUUUUAUUUAUGUA
Molecule: messenger RNA, 2846 nt
Organism: Trematomus bernacchii (emerald rockcod)
Lineage: Eukaryota; Metazoa; Chordata; Actinopteri; Perciformes; Nototheniidae
Gene: rab27a
Product: RAB27A, member RAS oncogene family
Exons: 6
Coding region: 231-893 (220 amino acids)
Biological process (GO): melanosome transport; positive regulation of exocytosis
Cellular component (GO): melanosome; secretory granule
Molecular function (GO): GTPase activity; GTP binding
Source: RefSeq, a predicted model, not a curated record